GUAGUACCACUCUUCCUUCUGUAACUGCAGCUAUCAGGAGCAUUAUUUGACUUGCCACCUCACUUUAAUCUCCAUGGUUAAAGCCUCCAUCUUUUGCCAUAUUUUAGAGAUUAGAGUAGAUUAGAAAAAGGAAGGCAACACUCAUUCCGUAAUCUUCCUCACACAAGUCGCAAGUCUCCACUUCCUUACCGGGUCCCGGCCAUACGCCAUAGGAACAAGACACGGAAGGAGAGGAGGAGGGCACCGGAAAUCCUGCUGCUAGCUGGAACCUGGAGGGCUGGAGCUGGACAGUGACUGAGAGUGAAAGGCAGCAGCGGUCUUCCCCGGUGGCUUUGGUUGAUGCUCACCGUCAGGGAGGCACGAGCACGGCCAUCUCUCCCUCCCGGGCGCGUUCCCUCUCGCUCCGGUGAGGUCCCCGAAACUCCUCCGGGGAAUGCGGCUGGACGGCUACAGAUGAUAUCAUCUUCUUCCUGACCUGCUGCAAAGGAGGGAGCCUCCUGCAUUUCCGGAUUCCCUUGUGCCUCCUCUUUCCACGAGAGGGGAAGGGGAGCCGAACGCCGGAGGAUGCCGGCCAAGUACCUGGGCUUGGGGGCGUUCGCGGAGGACAGGCGCCCGGACCUCCACCGCCAGGUGGGCUGCGUCACUGGGAUCUUGCAGGCCUUCGACCGCCGCCACCCUCUCGCCUCUUCCCACAAGAGGCUCCUUCCUCCCCCAACAGCAACAGCAGGCCAUGCACUAUCCAGCAGCCCAAGCAAAGGGGGAGAGUGCACAAGAUAUUCACCCCAGAUUGUUCUGGAGAAGAACUCGAGUAAAACAUGGGCUGACAGCCAAAGAGCACCAGCAACAGAACUGUCUCAAACCUCAUAUUCGUCAUCACCCUCUUCGUCAUUCUCGUCACUUGAUGGCAACAGGUCAACACAACAAGACCUAUCAUCCACUGACCGAAUGCUAUUUCCAGAGAGGCCGUUCAAGAGCUCGCCGAAGCUCAAAAGUUCUUUUGACAGUGACAAUGGACUAGACUAUCCUGAUGAUGCGCCUACCAAGUCCAAGAACAUGCCCAUAGUUCAAUCCAGCCUGCCAACUCUUGGUAUAAGAAAUCUUGUGAAGGAUUCAAUCUAUAAGGAUAGCCGUGAAUUGUCAGUGAGAAUUUGCACUGAAGAAGAAGUAAAAGAUCACCCAUCCAACUGUGGAGAUCAACCUAGGCAAUUGAAUGGGCCUCCCCAUGACAGUACACAAGGAAAAAGCAAGGGUCUCGUGGAUAUCAACGAAUCGCUUCGAGUGCUAGCUAAGCUCAGGGAAGCUUCAUGGACUCCUCCCGAAUCUGCCCAUCAUGCAAGACUUUCAUAUGAUGCUCCUCGGUUCUCAUACGAUGGGAAGGAAGCAGCAUCAAAACUGAGGGAGGUACCAAGGUUGUCACUGGACAUCAAGGAAGGUCACCUUUGGAAUCGUGAAAUUGACUCUAGAUCAAACCCACGUUCUGCAGAUAGAAGCAGCAACACUGUUACUGGGUCCAAUGCAGCUAUCGAGACCCAACAGGAACAGCCUGCCUGCAAGCGGCUUCCUAGCGUUGUUGCAAAGCUUAUGGGUUUGGAAGAGUUGCCUGAGCAUAAUCAAAGUACAGCAUCAUCACAUGCAUGGAAAACCGUUCAAGAGAGCAAGCAAGAUGCAAUGUUUAACCCCUCGAGCAUCUCAUCCCACGAUGAGCAUGCUCUUCGACAACAAAGAAAUCAUGAUUCAACUGCAAGAAAUUUACCCAACUCAAAGUUUCCUGUUGAAACUGCACCAUGGAAGCAACAAGAAAGGAUUGUCCUUCCUCGAAGACUGCCAAAGGGAUCAAAAGGAGCCCAUGCAAGAGAACAACCUGCUGCAUCAGUCUUCAGUGACAUAGAGAAGCGGCUCAAGGAUCUUGAUUUUCAACAAUCGAACAAGGACCUUAGAGCGCUUAAACAGAUUUUGGAUUCCAUGCAAGCAAAAGGACUAUUGGAAAACAAGAAACGGGAAGAAGCAUCUAUGCCAAAGUUAUAUGAUGGAAACCAUGAUGGCCAAGAGGUAGCCGGUGUGAACAUGAGACUGAACACUAACACCAACAACAUGUGGAUGCCUGAAGAGAACAACGCGGAAAGCUCUUUCAAAUCGCCUAUUGUGAUCAUGAAACCUUCAAAAUCUGCAAACCUUUUCAGCGAAGUGGAUUCUUCUGUCUUCCCAUUAGGGGGUCCAUCUGAUCCCACACAGCUGCAAACAAGCAAUAGCACUGAUAGAAGGAAAGCUUCAAUGAUCAAUAGAACAGCUAAAGAGCAACAUGCGAAAUUUAGUCAAAAGGUGCCUACUUCUCAACCCCUUGUUUCUUAUGACAGGAGAUCAUAUGGAAGGAAUGACGAUAGCAGCAACAACCAAAAAUCUAGUUCACUGCUGGUUACUGAGAGCUCAUCCAGAAGACAGCAGCUGCCAAGAGACGGUAGCAUAAGUAUGCAAAAGAAUAAAAAUUCCACUAGCCCAAGGUUACUACAGCGAAAACUUGAUUCAGAGCGGAGGGCUAGACCACCUAUUCCUUCCGCUGAGUAUAACAAAAUCCAAAGGCAAUCUGGAGAUAGGAAUAAUUCAGAAACAGUGUCACCCCGAAGCAAAUUCAGAAGGAAACUUGUGCGUCCACAAGAAGGUGAUGAUGGCAUGCCCAAUGGAUUGAACAACAGGACAAGGAGCCUGAAUCAGCAUGGCAAUGAUAUGUCCACAAAGUCAAAUGGCAAUAUAAGUGUUGCUUCAGAGCUGGAUAUUAUAAGCAAUGACAGAUCUGCAGAAGUUAAUGUUUCUAACUUUGAGCAAGGCAUUGGAACUCCAUCUGGAAGGAACCCACAAAAAGUGAAAAUCUCAUAUGAUGCAAGCAAGGACGUGCCAUCUGUAGACCCUUUGGCUGCUAUUUCGGAACGACCCAGUCCAGUUUCUGUGUUGGACUCUUCAUUUGAUCAGGAGGAUUUAUUCCCUACCAGCAGGACUCCAAAUUCACUUGCUGUUGAUGAUGAGCGCCAAACAUUAGAGGCACCCUGGAAACCUUCUGAUAGAAAGCCAACAGAGGUCGCUAUGCAGUCCAAGAACAAUAAACUUGCUAAUGUUGCGAGCUUGCUUGAGAAGCUCCAGCAGCUUAGCGUGAACAAGGAUGAGGAUGCACCUCCGGUUGACCAUAUUGCUUUCUUGUGUGAGACAGAAAGCCCAGACCACCGCUAUGUGUCUGAGAUACUGCUGGCCUCGGGUCUUCUGAUGAAAGACCUAGGUUCAGGACAGGCAGGUCUCCAGCUCCACUCUUCUGGUUACCCAAUCAACCCGGACUUGUUCCACGUGUUGGAGCAAAGAAAGGCAGGAUGGGCCAGUAUACCUGAUAGCAUCCAUCAGAGCAGAAGCGGCGCAAAAUCUGAUCCCAAGAGAGCGCACCGGAAGCUGUUGUUUGACACUGUGAAUGAGCUUCUGCUUCAGAAGUUUGAGAAGGAAACUGCAGUUUAUUCGGUCAGUUCCUACACCAGAGCGAAGGAUCCACCGUCUAAGACUCCUAGCGGGCAGCAACUGCUGAAGCUCAUAUCUUCAGGAAUCGAAGACCUGGACAUGGAGCGAUCAUCUAUCUGGCAGAAGGAAGGCAGCGUGAUACCUGAUGCAGAGAUCCUGCAGAGGCUGCAGGGAUGGUCGAGCUUCAGCAAGGAGUUCCCAGGGAUGGUGCUGGAGAUCGAAAGGUCGAUAUUCAAGGAGCUGGUGGACGAGGUGGUGCAUGGGGAGUCUGCUGACGGCCCGGAGAUGAAGGUGGCAGGCAGGCGGAGAAGGCGGCUCUUUGCUUGAUACGGUUUGUUUGACCAUCACCAUCCACCAGGUUGUCCAAGUGGAUGGGCCUGAUUUGUGAAGCUAUAACUUUGUUUGUUUUGCCAUGAGAGCCCUUUUCCUCUAAAGAGAGGUACACAAGUUGUAUAAGCAGCGCAGAUUUGCAGAGACCAGAAAAUGGGCAUUCCCUUUGUGCUAUAUUAAUAUGUAUACCAUUGCUUUUUGACUCCUUGUGUUUCAUUGUGGAUUCAGUCAAAGAUGUUCAAAUGGCAGGUGUUUCGUCUCUCCUAGUACUCAACUCUGAAUGAGCCACUUUGUAUUAAAACUGAUACUGCUGUUAUGAUGUAGCCGUUUUGGUGGCA
Sorghum bicolor (sorghum) is the source of this 4160-nucleotide messenger RNA. RefSeq names its product protein LONGIFOLIA 1. The transcript is spliced from 5 exons. The record is from RefSeq and is a predicted model, not a curated record. NCBI's taxonomy places the organism in Eukaryota, Viridiplantae, Streptophyta, Magnoliopsida, Poales, Poaceae. Gene Ontology annotation, biological process: regulation of monopolar cell growth. The coding region runs from base 565 to 3819 and encodes 1084 amino acids.